This is a messenger RNA of Corylus avellana, 1257 nucleotides long. RefSeq lists its product as uncharacterized. Gene Ontology annotation, biological process: CAAX-box protein processing. The record is from RefSeq and is a predicted model, not a curated record. Gene Ontology annotation, cellular component: membrane. Gene Ontology annotation, molecular function: metalloendopeptidase activity. NCBI's taxonomy places the organism in Eukaryota, Viridiplantae, Streptophyta, Magnoliopsida, Fagales, Betulaceae.
CCUCUCCGCGUUCGUUUGAACAUUCAACGCCCACAAACUCUGAACCGGACAACUCAAUCUGGGUCUUGUUCUUCUUCCGCUAAUCUAAUGCCAAUAGCGAAAUAGGGUUUGGAGUUUUAAUUCUCUAUCUGAUGCAUAAUCUGAGCCCUCUGGACCCCCGGAUUCCGACCAAUCCGGUGCCACCACGAUGUCAACCAGCCCUUGUUGCCACACUCUCUCCCUCCACCCAUCUCCUCCUCCUCUCAAUUGCAGGGUUAGGGGGAGGGUUUUGAAGCCUCCCAUACCCGCCAAAUUCUCUCUCCAUCGAAGCCUACUCGUCAUUCGCCCCCUCUCUUCCUCUCCAACAACUAAAUGGAGAUUUUCGUGCCUUUGGCAUGAAGAGUCUUCAUCUGGAAUACCCGAGUCUGAGCUUCUAGAAGAGAAAUUUUCAGAAGAAUUAGUGAAGCCUGAACUCAAUCGAAUAGAUGCACAGAAAGAUUGGCUUUGCAGACUCAGAAAGGUUACAAAUACACUUUUUCGUGCGGAACCUUGGACGGUACCAUGGACAGCAAAGACCAUAGUGCAGGUUAUGCUUCUCUGGAUUGCCUCAUUCUGGUUUGUAGGAUCUUGGAUAGUUCCAUUCUUAGCCCACACAUCAGGGUUUAGAAAGGAAUCCUUGACAUACAGAGGGCAAGCCUUGUAUAGCCUCUUGACCGAUGUGGCUGAAGGUCUUGCUGGGAUAGCAAUCCUGCAUCGCUGCCUCAGAAGGUUUCAUCCCCUACCAUCCGGCUGGUUCAAGUUCAGCCUUGAAGGGAAGUGGCAAUUUCAUGUUGGUUUGGGUUGCCUCAUGUUUCCGGUUGUCAACCGACUUUCACAGGUCAACCUAAAUUUGUUUCCCAUCCUUCCCUCCACGCCUGUCACUGUCUCUAGUGUUGAGCAAUCAAUCGUGUCACGAGACCCUGUGGCAAUGGCCCUCUAUGCAGUGGUAGUUUCAGUUUGUGCGCCCAUUUGGGAGGAGAUUGUUUUCCGUGGAUUCCUUCUUCCUUCCUUGACAAAGUACAUGCCGGUAUGGUGCUCGAUUUUAGUGAGUUCAGUAGUUUUUGCCUUGGCACAUUUCAAUAUGCAAAGGAUGCUACCGCUUGUAUUUCUUGGGGUGGUGAUGGGUGCUGUCUUUGCAAGGUCAAGAAACCUUUUACCAUCCAUGUUGUUGCAUAGUUUGUGGAAUGCUUUUGUUUUCUUAGAUCUCAUGAAAUAGUAUUGUUCUCUACUUUUAUUUUU